AUGUUGUUGAUCAAUUGUUGGAGGAGGCAGCAUUUUUUACCCUAUUCAAUUGCCUCUGCGCAGCAGAGGCUGGCACUGAAAUCAUACGAGUGGAUCUGUGCUGUGCACCCGAAAUUAUCCAACUUUUCUAAUAUUAUCCGGCUAAUAUGUAUGCAAUACGCAACACUAUAUUCUCACUUGGAUGAGAAAAGUCCAAUCCUCUUCGUCAGUCUUCAGAAACAAAAACAUCGUCAACCGCUACAAAUUGAGCUUAAGCCUCCCACGAAAAAUAUCAACUAUACUUGUGUUAGAUACGAUGAAACGACACAGAAAUGGAUUAAUGACGGUAUUGAACUUUUGGAUUCCAACCGUGACGAUUUUGUCGUUUGCAAAACAUUAUUAACGGGUCGAUUUUCUGUGUUGCCGGUAAUUAUUAGUUUAACUUUCUUUGCUCAUUCUUGA
Enterobius vermicularis (human pinworm) is the source of this 441-nucleotide messenger RNA. The record is from the annotation of a GenBank genome assembly. Lineage: Eukaryota; Metazoa; Nematoda; Chromadorea; Rhabditida; Oxyuridae.